Molecule: messenger RNA, 1436 nt
Organism: Melitaea cinxia (Glanville fritillary)
Lineage: Eukaryota; Metazoa; Arthropoda; Insecta; Lepidoptera; Nymphalidae
Gene: Ivd
Product: isovaleryl-CoA dehydrogenase, mitochondrial
Exons: 9
Coding region: 61-1311 (416 amino acids)
Biological process (GO): L-leucine catabolic process
Cellular component (GO): mitochondrion
Molecular function (GO): 3-methylbutanoyl-CoA dehydrogenase activity; flavin adenine dinucleotide binding
Source: RefSeq, a predicted model, not a curated record
AGUUAUAACUUAUUUAUAAUAUCAGUUCAUGUUUUGAAGUAGUUGUGUGAGGACAUAAUAAUGACUCUAAGGUUUACACAGGUUAAAAGUCUUCUUUCAAAAUGUGUGGAAAAAUCAGGAGUGAGAUUUAUGUCACAUUAUCCAAUCGACGAACAUAUAUUUGGAUUGAACAGCGAACAGCAACAGUUAAGAAAAAUGGUAUUUGAUUUUACCCAAAAAGAAUUAGCACCAAAGGCAGCAGAAAUAGAUAGAGAAAAUAACUUCAAAGAAAUAAAAGACUUUUGGAAGAAGCUUGGCAAUUUAGGACUUUUAGGUAUAACUGCAAAUCCAGAAUAUGGUGGGACAGGCGGAAAAUACUCUGAUCACUGUGUCAUCAUGGAAGAGAUCUCAAGAGCUUGCGGUGCAAUUGCGUUAUCGUAUGGUGCGCAUUCCAAUUUAUGUGUCAAUCAAAUAAACAGAAACGGAAAUCAUGAACAAAAGACUAAAUAUUUGCCAAAAUUAUGUUCAGGAGAACAUAUAGGAGCUCUAGCGAUGUCUGAACCAGGUUCAGGCAGCGACGUAGUCUCAAUGAAAUUACGCGCUGACAAAAAAGGCGAUUAUUAUAUCCUUAAUGGAAACAAAUUCUGGAUAACUAAUGGAGCUGACGCUGAUGUGUUAGUGGUCUAUGCAAAAACUAGUCAAACGAAUAAACCGCAACAUAGCAUAUCAGCUUUUCUAAUAGAAAAGGAUUUCCCUGGAUUCUCGACGGCGCAAAAAUUAGAUAAACUUGGUAUGAGAGGAUCGAGCACCGGUGAAUUGGUUUUUGAAGACUGCAAGGUGCCGGCAGCAAAUUUGUUAGGUGAGGAAAAUAAAGGAGUCUAUGUUCUUAUGUCCGGAUUAGAUCUGGAGAGAUUAGUGUUAGCAGCUGGACCAGUAGGCCUUAUGCAGGCAGCUAUAGAUAGCGCGUUCGAAUAUGCGCACACAAGGAAACAGUUUGGACAACGCAUUGGAGAAUUUCAACUUUUACAGGGCAAAAUGGCAGAUAUGUAUACGACGUUGAGCGCUUGUCGAAGCUACUUAUACAACGUGGCGAAAGCAUGCGAUGAAGGACACGUGAACAGCAAAGACUGCGCUGGUGUCAUUCUAUAUUGUGCAGAAAAAGCAACACAAGUUGCUCUUGAUGCUAUUCAAAUUCUAGGUGGUAAUGGUUAUAUAAAUGAUUAUCCAACUGGUAGAAUUUUAAGAGAUGCCAAGCUAUAUGAAAUCGGUGCAGGGACCUCGGAAAUCAGAAGAAUGUUAAUAGGAAGGGCAUUAAAUAAUGAAUACAAAUAAAAUUCAAUGUUGUGAAUAAAUAAUUAUUUACAUACUAUGGCAUUUAUAAAAUAAUUUUCAUUCUUUGGUUUUUAGAUGAAUAAAAAAUAAUUCACUGUGAGUGACAAUAAAGAAUAAGACAAUAA